CACAAAGAUUGGCGUCAGUUUCGUUUUUUGUUUUAUUGCAAGUCCGGGGGAGAUGCAAAUGAAUUUAAAGGCAGUCUAGAUGAAAACAAAGAACUGACAGCACAGAAGGUGGCCGAGGUGAAGGAGGCCGAAGCAGCAUUACGGCUUAAAUUAGGAAGCAUUGGGAACAUAGUGCAUGAUUCUGUUCUGGUUGACAAUAAUGAGGUCAAUAAUGUUGUUAUAGGAGAGAAGAGGAUGGAGCCAAAGCUGAAGAAUCAUGUCGAGCUUGUUAAACUUCUUGGAAUUGCAGAUUUGGAGAAAGGUGCAAAUGUUGCGGGCCAUUUGUAUGGCUUAAACUUCAACUUUGGUCUUUAUUUUUUGGAGAAUAGGGGAUACCCUUUGUUGGAGCCUCCUUUCUUCAUGCGGAAAGGUAUUAUGGAAAAGUCUGCCCAGUUGGCCGAAUUUGAUGAUCAGCUUUACAAGGGCAAGUCUGAAGAGUACGUCCACAUGUUAAACUCGACCUCGACAGCAAUUCAGCGGACCAUGUGCGCCAUCCUUGAGAACAACCAGAAGGAGGACGAGGUUGAGAUACCAGAGGCUCUUCGACCAUUCAUGUGUGGGAAAUCCUUCAUCAUGUCUAGGAAAACUGCACUUCCAUCCAUUCUUAGUUAAGUUAUGCAAAAACUAGCUCUGCUGUUGAUACACUCAGCGCUCUACAACCUUUGUUUUUUUUGUCUUGGCUCCUCUUUGAUGCUUUUUUGGAGACUAAUUAAUAGUUAAGCUCACACGUGAAUAGUUAAUGGGAAGGCAAAUAUUUUGGAAA
This is a messenger RNA of Salvia splendens (bonfire salvia), 802 nucleotides long. Its product is annotated as serine--tRNA ligase. The record is from RefSeq and is a predicted model, not a curated record. Gene Ontology annotation, molecular function: serine-tRNA ligase activity; ATP binding. Lineage: Eukaryota; Viridiplantae; Streptophyta; Magnoliopsida; Lamiales; Lamiaceae. The transcript has 4 exons. Gene Ontology annotation, biological process: seryl-tRNA aminoacylation. The annotation marks the transcript as partial.